AAAACCGUACUAAUAAGUAGCAGUGGAGGCCACCACCACCACCGGCCCUUCUUACCCAAUCCCGCGGUUUUAAGCCUCUCGCUCCUCUUUUGCGUCCGUCUCUCGGAGCUUUUCAGUUCUCAGCAGAAGCCCUGGUCGUCGCUCACAAAUUUUCGGGUUUUCCAAAAGACUUGAUAUUUCAUCAUGAGGAGGUAUCAAGCUUUACCUCCCAUCCUUCUCUGUGGUUCCUUCUUCUUCUUGUUCCUCCUGUUGGCCGUCGGCAAGAUCUCGGCGGCAGACAGCAGCAACAGCACCUACAACGCCCGGGACAAGAUUUUCCUCAACUGCGGUGCCUCCGGGCAGGUCACAGACACCGACGGCCUCAACUGGACCGGCGACGCCGGCUCAAAGUAUGCCCCCUCCAUCAACGGCGCCGGCGCCAGCGCCUCCUCCCAGGACUCCUCGGUCCCGCAAAUCCCCUACAUGACCGCCCGGGUCUUCACCUCCCCCUACACCUACACCUUCCCUCUCGGCCCCGGCGGGAAAUUCGUUCGCCUUUACUUCUACCCUUCCAACUACUCCAGCCGCGCCGCCUCCGAUGCGUUCUUUUCCGUCACCGCCGGAUCCAACACCCUUCUCCAGAACUUCAGCGCCUACCUCACCGCCAAUGCCCUUAACUUCAACUACCUCGUCCGCGAGUACUCCGUCAACGUCUCCUCCGGUGCCCUCAACCUCACCUUCACCCCUUCUCCUGACCAUCCCAACUCUUAUGCCUUUGUGAACGGUAUCGAGAUUGUCUCGAUCCCCGACGAUAUCUUUAAUCCCGUCAAUCCAUUGCUUGUCGGAACCUCCACAUCCUACACCAUGGAGGACGGUUCGGCUACCCAGACCGUCUACAGGCUGAAUGUGGGCGGGCAAGCCAUUUCUCCCACCCAAGAUUCUGGCUUGUUUCGCUCCUGGGAUGAUGACACACCAUACAUAUAUGGCGCUGCAUUUGGUGUCACCUACUCCAACGACCCGAAUGUUUCGAUUCAGUAUCCGGCCAGCGUGCCGGAAUACAUCGCGCCGGAGGAUGUGUACUCGACAGCACGGUCGAUGGGGCCUGAUGCACACAUCAAUCUGAACUAUAAUCUCACAUGGAUCCUUCCGGUGGAUGCUGGGUUUUACUACCUCGUGAGGCUUCACUUCUGUGAGAUCCAGUAUCCAAUCACCCUGCCGAACCAGAGGGUCUUCAAUAUCUAUCUCAACAACCUGACCGCCGUAGAGGGCGCCGAUGUGAUUGCUUGGAGCGGCGGAAUUGGCAAGGCAGCGUACGAGGACUAUGUGGUGAUAACUUCAGGAACCGGCUCUAUGGAUUUGUGGGUAGCACUCCAUCCUGAUGUUGCAGCCAAGCCAGAGUACUAUGAUGCUAUCUUGAAUGGGAUGGAAGUCUUUAAGCUGCAGAACAGUAAUGGAAGUCUUGCUGGACCCAAUCCAGCACCACCGCCGCAGCAAGAUGUGGAUCCCGGCAAGGCUUUCCAUCGCGAUAAUCGCAAGUCCAAGGUUAGAGUCCCAGCCAUCGCUGGCGGGGUGAUCGGUGGGGCUGCACUCCUGGUGGCUGCCUGUUGCUUGUUCACGAUGUGCAGGCAAAAGAAGAAGAAGAGAGGAAAGGACGCAGGCCCCAGCGACGGGCCUUCAGGUUGGCUGCCGCUCUCUCUCUACGGCAACUCGCACUCGGCGGCAUCAGUCAAGACGAACACAACCGGAAGCUAUGCCUCCUCGCUCCCAUCCAACCUCUGCCGCCACUUCUCCUUUGCAGAGAUCGAGGCGGCCACCAAUGGAUUCGACGAAGCCCUCCUCCUCGGCGUCGGCGGGUUCGGAAAAGUCUACCGUGGGGAGAUAGAUGGCGGCUCCACUAUGGUCGCAAUAAAGCGUGGGAACCCGAUGUCCGAGCAAGGCGUGCAUGAAUUCCAGACCGAGAUCGAGAUGCUGUCCAAGCUCCGCCACCGCCAUCUCGUCUCCUUGAUCGGUUACUGCGAGGAGAACUGCGAGAUGAUCCUGGUGUACGACUACAUGGCCCAUGGGACGCUGCGCGAGCACCUCUACAAGACCCCGAAGCCGCCCCUCCCUUGGAAGCAGCGGCUUGAGAUCUGCAUCGGUGCCGCUCGCGGCCUUCACUACCUCCACACCGGCGCCAAGCAUACCAUCAUCCACCGAGAUGUGAAGACCACCAACAUUCUUCUGGAUGAGAAGUGGGUCGCCAAGGUUUCGGAUUUCGGGCUUUCGAAGACCGGUCCUACGCUCGACCACACUCAUGUGAGCACGGUGGUGAAGGGCAGCUUCGGCUAUCUGGACCCGGAGUACUUCCGGCGGCAGCAGCUUACCGAGAAAUCCGAUGUAUACUCUUUUGGGGUUGUACUCUUUGAGGUCCUCUGUGCUCGGCCGCCUCUCAAUUCAGCGCUUCCCAAGGAACAAGUGAGCUUGGCGGAGUGGGCACUGCACUGCCAGAAGAAGGGCUUCCUCGAUCAGAUCAUCGAUCCCUAUCUCAGGGGCAGGAUUGCUUCACAGUGCUUCAAGAAGUUCGCGGAGACCGCCGAGAAGUGCGUGUCCGACAAGGGAAUGGAGCGGCCAUCCAUGGGCGAUGUCCUCUGGAACCUCGAGUUCGCGCUCCAGCUGCAGGAGAGCGCGGAGGAAAGCGGCAGCCUCAUGGACGGCGCAACCUCGGAGGAGGGCACGCCUCUCAUGAUCGUGCGGAAGAAUGAUCCCAGCGAUCCGUUGGUGGAAUCGACGACGACAACGACGACGACCACCACAAUGAGCAUGGGAGGCCGGAGCAUCGCAAGCGAGGACUCUGAUGGGCUGACGCCAAGUGCCGUGUUCUCGCAGAUCAUGAACCCCAAAGGGCGGUGAGAUCUGAUGGUGCGGUGAACAAUGCCGCUGCUGUUUAUCAUCUCUACACGGAAACUAGCCCCUCUUAUUUUUCCCUAUUUUAUUCAGUAAUAUUUGAUGAGUUGUGUUGUAAUUUAUUAGACCCUGGGAUCUCCUAAAUUCAAUCUGAUAUACAACUUGUAUCUGUGCUUGGAAGAAUAUGUUUUGGUUGUCAGUUGCUGCAA
Phoenix dactylifera (date palm) is the source of this 3071-nucleotide messenger RNA. NCBI's taxonomy places the organism in Eukaryota, Viridiplantae, Streptophyta, Magnoliopsida, Arecales, Arecaceae. The record is from RefSeq and is a predicted model, not a curated record.